UCGGCGACGCGGUCUGCGGACAAAAUAUGUUGUAAACAAGAACAUGUAAUGCGAAAAAUUAUUCUUUUCGUUCUCGUUUCCCGUUUCCCCGCAGUUCUCUCAUAAAUUGUGACGAAAUUCUGUUACGACGAAAACGACCGAUUAUUCGAUAGCGUAAGUGUAUUAGUAUUUCUGUUUCUGUUAGUGGCGGUACUACCUACACCACAGCAAUGCCGAAAUACUAUUGCGAUUAUUGCGACACGUACCUGACGCACGAUUCGCCGUCGGUGAGGAAGACCCACUGCCAGGGCCGCAAGCACAAGGACAACGUCAAGUUCUAUUAUCAGAAGUGGAUGGAGGAACAGGCGCAGAACCUGAUCGAUGCCACCACAGCCGCGUACAAAGCAGGCAAGAUCGGCAUGAAGGGAGUGUGCAUACCUCCGCCAAACAUGGGUCAAGCUGCGCCACAAAUGCCCAUGCCUCCGGGUUCGAUCAUGCCACCCGGACAGAUGCCCAUGGGCGCACCGCCAAUGAUGUCCAUGCCUCCGAUGAUGCGACCACCUAUGGGACAGAUGCAGAUGGGGGCGCCGCCGCCAAUGAUGCCCCCGAUGCCACCAAAUAUGAGACCGCCUAUGAUGGCCAAUCCACCACCCAAUGUCCAAGCUCAACAAUAAAAUAAGUACACACAAUUGUUGGUUCACAUUCACAAGACGGUCAUUAAAAGUUAAAUUAUGUGUAUUCCACCAUUAUCUACAUAUUAAAAUGUUCAUAAGUAUUCAAUAUUGAUUAAUAAGUAAAAUAUGUACUACUAAUAUCUAAUUUAUAUAAUAUUUAGUAUAGAUUAUGGACUAUAAAUAGACAUCUUCAACUUGGA
This is a messenger RNA of Melanaphis sacchari, 853 nucleotides long. Its product is annotated as U1 small nuclear ribonucleoprotein C-like. The transcript has 2 exons. NCBI's taxonomy places the organism in Eukaryota, Metazoa, Arthropoda, Insecta, Hemiptera, Aphididae. The record is from RefSeq and is a predicted model, not a curated record. The coding region runs from base 210 to 653 and encodes 147 amino acids. Gene Ontology annotation, cellular component: nucleus; U1 snRNP. Gene Ontology annotation, biological process: mRNA splicing, via spliceosome; spliceosomal snRNP assembly; mRNA 5'-splice site recognition. Gene Ontology annotation, molecular function: pre-mRNA 5'-splice site binding; zinc ion binding.